UCAGCCCAUGGCGCAAAUGAGCCGAGACGCGGCUCCCUCCCGCCACGCUCUGGCCGCCGACCCGCUGCCGGCGCUCCGCCGCCUCCGGGCCGCCGCGCCGCGCGUCUUCGGGCAGCUCCACGCGCUGCUCCUCACCUCUGGCCUCGCGCUCCACUCCCCCAACUUCGCCCUCCUCCUCCGCCUCGCCUCCUCCUCCGUCCCCUCCGUCUCCCACCGGCUCCAGCUCCUCCUCUGCUCCCCGCUGCCGCCCACCGCUUUCCUCGCCAACUCCCUCCUCCUCGCGCACCUCCCUUCGGCGCUCCCCCUCUACUCCCUCCUCUUCCUCGCCUCUCCCCCGCUCCUCCGCCCCAACGAGUUCACCUAUCCGGCCCUCCUCCGCGCCUCCCCGCCCCGCACCGCGCUCGCGCUCGCCACCCAUUCGCUUAAAUUCCUCGGCGCCGGGGCCGCCUCCCGCGACCGCGUCCUCGGCGCCGCGCUGCUCGACGCCUUCGCCCGCUGCGGUAGGAUCGCGUCCUGCCGCCGGGUGUUCGACAGGAUCGUCCAGCCGGACCUGCCGGCCUGGAAUGCGCUGCUCACGGCCUACGCGCGCCGGGCCAGGGAUUCUUCGUGCGCCGGCGAGGCGGCGGAGAUACUUGAGCUGUUUGCGCGCAUGGUCUCAUCGACGGUCACGCCAAACGAGAUCACGCUCGUCGCCGUCAUCAGCGCAUGCGGGGAGCUCGGCGCUCUCGGACACGGCCUGUGGGCGCACGCGUAUGCUCUCAGGCACAGGCUAACCGUGAACUGUUACUUGGCCACCGCGCUCGUAGAGAUGUACACCAGGUGCGGAGAAAUGGACCUGGCCGAGCAGGUGUUCGCUGGCGUUACGGACAUGGACACACGCUGCUACAAUGCCAUGCUCCAGGGCUUGGCAUUCCAUGGGCGUGGCCGAGCUGCCCUCACCUUGUUUGACAGGAUGUGUGCCGAGGGCUUCCCGGUUGAUAGCGUCACGAUGCUGGCGGUGAUGUGUGCGUGCGCCCAUGCUGGGUUGGUGGAUGAAGGGCAGUGGCUCUUCGACAGAAUGGAGAUUCAGUUUGGGGUCACACCGAGGAUUGAACAUUAUGGAUGCAUGGUUGACAUACUGGGCCGAGCUGGUCAGCUUGAUGUUGCCGAGAAGCUUAUCCGAGGGAUGGACAUUCCGCCGAACGCUGCAAUGUACAGGUCUUUGAUACGGGCAUGUGGGAUUCAUGGCAAGCUAGAACUUGGGGCGAGGACGAUCCAAGAGCUGAUGAGGCUCGAGCCAGAGCACAGUGGAAACUAUGUCCUGCUGUCCAACUUCUACGCGAGAAUGAGGCUAUGGGAGGACGCAAAGAAGGCGAGGAAGGAGAUGAAGGCCAUGGGCAUUGACAAGAGCCCUGGGUCAAGCCUCCUUGACAUCGACGGUGUUCUCCAUGAGUUCUUGAUGGGUGACAAGACACACCCUGCCUCAAGGGAGAUAUACGCCAUGGUUCAAGAGAUCGAGGCCAGAUUGAAGGAAAGCGGGCACCGGCCGAGCACCACAGCUGUGAUGUUCAACGUCGAGGAGGAGGACAAGGCAGAUGCUCUGUCCUACCACAGCGAGAGGCUCGCCAUUGCCUUCGCCCUGAUUGCCUCCUCUCCGGGUGCGCCCAUCAGGAUCAUCAAGAACCUCCGGGUGUGCAGUGAUUGUCACGAGAGCACGAAGCUCGUCUCCCAGGUGUAUGGAAGGGAGAUCAUCAUGAGGGACCGCACCCGGUUCCAUCACUUCAGAGAUGGCCAUUGCUCAUGUGGAGAUUUCUGGUGACUGGUCAUUAGCUGUUUGCCAUGUGCAUAAGAAUGUGCUGUAGAUUCGUGUUCCUACUUGUUCUGUGUCCUACUCCAGACUGGACGAUGGACGGCGUCGUGAACACGAAGCAGCCGGAAUCAGCGGUCGGCGACGGCGUUGAAGUCUGCAUUUGUUCAAAGAACCCUCAAGAACCAAGACUAGCCCCGGAAGAACAAGGUGUUGCCAUUUGCCUGCUUGCGUGUGAAGAGGAAAACACAUGAAUUCCAAUUUUUAACAACAAGGGCGGGAGGUUUGUCCAAGCUGUGUAUAUAAGCAGGGAGUUGAGGGGUGGGACUGCAGGAAGAUUCAGUUUCAGUCAUCUAUGCGAAGGUGUAGUUGGAGCAAGAUCAAGUUUUAGUGGGAGGAGAAAUAGAGUUAAUGGCUCCGACCGAGUUAUCUAGCACCUCCUCUGCGGUUACGCGGCUCAGAACAUGCUCAACUGAUGAUGGUGGAUUAACAGCUGAAGCGGAUGCGUCCGAAUCGUCUGUGAAUCAAGCGAUAGGAUCAGGCAUGGCGGUCAGUGCAGCUUCAGGUGCCGUGACGGUGCAGGAAGCGAUUGAUGCCUGUAAAAGAUUUGAUCACUGUGUGUCCAUGAAGUCUCCCUUAAUUUGCAGCUAAUAUAUAAUGUAAAAGUCUUGAUUUUACUUGCUAUGGAAAGAUGGCAUAAGAAUUGACUUCAAGUUCUGAACAAGGAUUAUAUCACUAUCGUCAAUCCAAUCACAGUUUCUGAUUUGCUAUUAUUUUAAAUCUGUGAAUAAAUCCACCUUUUGGUGUAUUUGCUAACUUGGUAAUUGGCCUUCUUAUUAGUAUAGUACAUGCAGUCCGCUUAUUGUUGUUGAACCACUCCCACCGUAUCAAAAUAUACUUAUAUUUUGGUACAGGGGUAGUAAUAAAGAUUAUUUCUGUGCUCAUCUUAAGUUUGCCAAGGAAAAAUGUAAGGAAAAUCGCAGGAGCUUGUAAGCGUAGGCUUGAAUUAUGUUGUUUUUAGCUCUUGUUAUGAAACAAAUGCCCUCUUUACUACGUGAAUUGCAGGUAUUGUUUCUUUAGGCUUUCUUCUUGUGGUACACUCUGAAAGUAUUAUUUAUUUUUGUUGCAGUUCAUAUAUCUGUGGAUCAACCUGAAGAUUCCAGCCCACAGUGCUGACAAGGGACUGUUUACUUGCUUCUCUCUACAAAAAUUUGAGUCAUGCCAAAACAUGAUAGAAAUAGGAGUCAAGACUGUUAUGCCCAAUUGAUGUAAAUGUGGAUAGGCGUAGUGGUUGCUUGCUAUGUUAUUGUGUUUUGUGAAUUUUGAUUGACGCAAAAAGAAAGUGUUCUGUGAAUUUUGAUGGUAUGUGGAAUGCCCACUAAACCCACUUGUCCCACUUAAAAUUAUGUU
This is a messenger RNA of Triticum urartu, 3196 nucleotides long. NCBI's taxonomy places the organism in Eukaryota, Viridiplantae, Streptophyta, Magnoliopsida, Poales, Poaceae. The record is from RefSeq and is a predicted model, not a curated record.